GGUAGUUAAACCAUUUAAAUCUCCUUUGUGUUUUACAUCAGUUAUGGAUGGGCACACAUCCAAAAAAUCCUUCAACGGUGAGUAUACCAGGAAAAGAAGAUAUCCUAUUGUCCGAGUGGUUAGACAGUCAUCCAGAGCAAUUAGGGCCAGAGGUUCGAUCACUGUUCAAGGGUAACCUGCCAUUUUUGUUUAAGGUGCUUUCAGUGAGAACAUCAUUGUCUCUACAAGUACAUCCGAAUAAGGUGCAUGCUGAACUCUUACACAAGACACACCCAGAUCUUUUCCAAGACCCUAAUCAUAAACCAGAGAUGGCUAUAGCAUUGACUCCCUUCACUGCAUUGUGUGGGUUUAGGCCUAUCAAAGAAGUGGCACACUUUUUACUAAGUGUUGAUGAAUUUCGUGAAGCUGUGGGAGAGAAAGCUUGCAAGUUGAUAACUGCAAGCCAUUCCAUGGACAUGCCUCUUCACCGCGAGGCGAUGAAGGAUUCUUUUACGGCUUUGAUGCAACGGGACAGUAAAAUUGUCAGCAGAGCAUUAACUUCACUUGUGGACAAAGUGAAAGAUAUAAAGAAAUCCUCUGGAAAUAUCAAGCCUUAUGAGGGUGAUGUUCUACUAAAGCUGGAUAGCGAAUUCCCUGGAGACAGAGGCUGUUUUGCCAUAUAUUUUCUAAACAUUGUCAACCUUGAGCCAGGAGAGGCUAUGUUUCUGGAGGCAAAUCUUCCUCAUGCAUUUUUAUCUGGAGACUGCAUGGAGUGCAUGGCCUGUUCUGACAACGUGGUGCGGGCUGGUCUGACACCAAAGUACAUUGAUGUCCACACACUGUGUGAGAUGCUGGACUACACUGGUCGGCCAGUCAACAGGACAAAGUUCCAGGGCAUUGAAAGCCACAGUAACAUACAUAUCACAAUCUUCAAUCCUCCUGUCCCAGAUUUUGGAGUCUCUAAAUAUGAGGCGCCAACAGGAACUACUAGCUUUCAACUUCAAGGCUUUGAAAGUGCCAGUAUUUGUAUAGUUGUCAAAGGUCAAGGGGAGGCCACCAGCCAAAGUUUGGCAGAGCCAUUGAAGCUGCAGCCAGGCAGAGUGUUUUUUGUUGCUGCAGAUGCUGUUGUUAAUAUUGCACUAGAUGAUAGCCUUCCAAUGUUAUUAUUCCGUGCCCAUUCAGGUGUUUAUAGCAAGACUGUUCCCCAUUAGUUUAUAAUAUUAAAAAAAAAAUUAAGUAAUUUAGUAGACCUAUUUGAAAAUAAAAUACAAAUUGUUUAUAAAUUUGUGACAAAUUUAAAUGUGUUAAAAUCUACAUUGUUGUUUCAUGUAAUAAUAUGCAAAUCAGUCUAUAUCUUCUUUACAUGUAAAUGUGUUAUUACUUGAUAAAAAAUUAUUUUUUUUACAUUGUUUCAUGCUAAAAAUUAAAUGGACUGAUAAUUACCUAUUAAUAAUUACUUCAAUAACUUAACUGAUAAAUAACCUGCAGAACUCUUUACAGAAGUAUAAAACAGACCUUUGGGUUUGUAAAGUUUACACAAGUUUAUUGCUACUAUUUAACAGCAAUAAAACCAAGAGUUGGUAUUUCCUUUUAUUGCUCAAGGGGUAAAAUUUUAUUUUUCCUUUAAUUGUCAUUAAGUUAGUGAACAUUUUUAAUUUUGCCACUAAAUUUUAGCAAGCUGAAUUUAAUAGACAUUUUAAAAUCUUUAAUGAUUUGAAAAUAAAAUUAUGCUAUGUUCUUUGAAUUUAUAUACUUGAAAAAAAAAAGACAAAAUGCUCUAUUAUUACUUUUUAU
Physella acuta is the source of this 1773-nucleotide messenger RNA. RefSeq names its product mannose-6-phosphate isomerase. Gene Ontology annotation, biological process: carbohydrate metabolic process; GDP-mannose biosynthetic process. The record is from RefSeq and is a predicted model, not a curated record. Gene Ontology annotation, molecular function: mannose-6-phosphate isomerase activity; zinc ion binding. Lineage: Eukaryota; Metazoa; Mollusca; Gastropoda; Physidae. Gene Ontology annotation, cellular component: cytosol.